AUGGCUAGUCUUUUAGGGUUUAUGGGGCAGGUACAGUUUGGAGUCAUUGAUGGAGGUGAUGAACCAAAAAUAGGCAUCGAUGAUGGAGUUGAAAUACUAUCCAUUAAAGUCGGUCUAGGCAUCGAUGGAGUAGAGCGAGUCAUUGGUACUAAAAAAGAAUUGAGGAAGAGGAAGAACAUAGUUGAGGAAGGGAACUUG
Ilex paraguariensis (yerba mate) is the source of this 198-nucleotide messenger RNA. Lineage: Eukaryota; Viridiplantae; Streptophyta; Magnoliopsida; Aquifoliales; Aquifoliaceae. The record is from the annotation of a GenBank genome assembly.